Messenger RNA from Anopheles bellator, 4227 nucleotides. It is a transcript of the gene Kpc1, whose product is annotated as E3 ubiquitin-protein ligase RNF123. Gene Ontology annotation, molecular function: ubiquitin-protein transferase activity; protein binding. NCBI's taxonomy places the organism in Eukaryota, Metazoa, Arthropoda, Insecta, Diptera, Culicidae. Gene Ontology annotation, cellular component: cytoplasm. The transcript is spliced from 9 exons. Bases 1 to 4227 code for a protein of 1408 amino acids. The record is from RefSeq and is a predicted model, not a curated record.
AUGGAUUUUCUGUCGAGCGUGGCCAACAUUUUCGACGGCGACUGCACGCUUGCCAUCGGGGCCCGGCACAAGGACGCCCUGCGCGAGGAUCGGUUCGUGCUGUCGGAGUACCUAGCGGAAAUUGGAAUGUGGCUGGACGAGAAACUAAACGACCAUCCGUACGAGCCGCACCACUCUGCGAAUGACGCUCCGGUCGAGGGAAGGCUGGGCCCUCGGCGAACCAUCUUCGACGUGGCGGACGAUAGGUCGAUACUGAUAUCGAAGGACAAGCUGACGCUUCAAUCGCCCAACGCGUUCUCCACCGUGAAGGCAAACUGUUGUGUGUACAGCGGCCGGUGGAUGUAUGAGGUCCAGCUGCGAUCGAAGGGCGUGAUGCAAAUCGGUUGGUGUUCCGCGCACUGCAAGUUCACACAGGACACGGGCGUCGGCGACACACGGUACAGUUACGGGUUGGAUGGGAGCAAGCAGCGGAUCUGGCACGUGUACACGAAAAAGUAUGGUCCAUUCUGGCGCUCGGGUGAUAUCUUCGGAGUGUGCGUGGAUAUGGACGCGGGACAGAUCGAGUACUACCGUAACGGUGCUCCGCUCGGGGAGGCUUUCAAUGACAUCGAGCGGGGUCCUGGGUUGGCGCUGUUCCCGGCAGUGUCCCUAGCGUACACCGACAGUCUGACGGCCAACUUCGGUGGCUCGCCGUUCAAGCAUCCGGUCGAUCGCUACAGGCCACUCCAGGAACCGCCCGAGAUUGAGCUGUACAAGGCCGACUGUUUGCUGAAGUAUCUGGUGAACCUGUCCGGCACCAUCUCUCAACAUUCGCGUCGCACAAACCGGGAAGCGGAACGUUGUGCGACUGACCCGAAUGUCGUCACUCCCGACACGAUCUAUAUGCUGCUUGCGGCCGCGCUCAUCGAACGGAUUGCGCCGCUCCUCGGUAAUUCGUACGUCGUCGAGGAAAAGGUGUUCGGCUACAUCCGGCGGUUGUGCGUGCUGCGUAGCAAUGCCGGGGGCCGUAACGAAGCCCCGACGCAACCGGGGGCCCCGGAGAGCACGCUCGGUACCUUUCUGACGCUCCUCUGGACCUACCUGGAGCCGGAGGAGAUGAAGCUCUUUCUGAAACGAUUGCUCAACUUUCUCGCCAACACGUACAAGGAGACGCCGGUCGAUCUGGAGUACGAGAAGCAGCGCAAAACGAUCGUCAUUCUGACGUGCGUCUGCAACCAUCCGGCCACGCGCAAGUAUCUGCUCGAAUGUAAGUUCUUCAAGAAGAACUGCCUGCCGCUGUUCCUCUACACGAAGCCGCCGGACGAGUCGACGCUCGAGCAGCUCCUGCCAGAUGACCACAUCUGGACGGCCGGACUGGGCGGGUCGCGCGAAACGUAUCUGGCCGCCUGCGAAAAGCUCAAAGCACACACCUCGGUGCUGUACACGCUGCAGAAGAAUCUCAUCCACGUGCUGAUGAACAACCGGGACGGUGACGAGACAAGCUCCCCGUCCAGCAGGCGGCUGUUUGUGGCCAAAGUGCGCAAAUUCGUGAUGGACAACAACGUGGAGCUGAGGCUCGGCCUGUACUCGUCCACAACACAACCGGCGAUCGGAUUGUCAUUUCUCUGCACACUCCUGGACGUCGCCAAAACCGUGUGGGAAGAGGAAUGCGGUGACCAUCACACUCCCGGCGCGUCACGGGGGAAGAAGCCGAGCGCACCGUCCAUCGAUUGUCGGCUAUUUUACGACGGUUCGUUCAAGUACGCAAACCUGGACCGCAUCGGUGGGGUUCUGUCGUACCUGAGGAAACACUUCCGAGAGCAGCUGCUCGAGAGGCUGGGCGGCGAUCAUCCGAGCUUGGUUGACGCCGAUCAGGCGAGUGAUUUGCGAAGCGAAAUUGCUGCCUUCAAUGUUUUCCUCGAUUCGGCCAUGUUUCUCGUGUCAGGCGGCCCGACCACUGCCUAUUCGUUGGUUUCCCGUGCAGCCAACAGCGUACCCGAUCGGCAACAUCAGCCUCCACAGCAGCAGCAGCAGCAACAACAGCCAGCCCAGAGCAAUCCGGAAGAGGGCGCCAGUAGCACCACAGGGUCAUCGGGUGGCCGGGCAGGAACCGCGAUCGGAUGUGGUCCGCUUGAUCCGUAUCGGGCCGUCUGUGAGCUGCUCGACAGUUGUGUGAUUUUCUACAACGCCGUGGCGCACAAGUACGUGGUGAUGAUAGCGGAUCUGCGGGACAACAUAACGCACCUGUCGGACAUACUGCUCGAGACGAAGACUAACUGCGACGAGGUGAUGCACAAUCUGGAGGAACUGAAGCGCUGCUCCGUGGACGGGAAGAAUUCCGGGGGUUACAAUCAGCAGUCGCACGAAGAGCUGCUGAGCGAGCUGGACGCACGCUUCGGUCAGCGGAAGAGCAUUUUUGCGAAACGCUCGAUGGAGUUGGCACGCAAACAGGCCUGGUACCGGUCGGUGGCCUUGGGUUCGCACCGACGGUCACUGCUUUGCUGGCUGCUCGGCAUCAUCUUCGACACGGUGCACCGGUUCAGCGAGGACGAGGUUCUGUUUGCGUUUCUGCCCGAAACCUACGUCAACGUAACGCCCUUCCUGCUCGAUACGGUGCUGGACUUUAGCUUUCACGACACUGCCCUCCAGCACGACCUCACUGCCGACCGGCCACUGAUUCAAACGGCCGCCAACGUUCUGGCCCGUCAUCUGGGAGACGGGCGUGUCGUACAGGCGUCGUGCAAGGAUGCGCUGAUUCAAGCGCUCGGUUCACUCACCUGCCAUGAGGCCGGCAUUCGAGCUCUCGAGGGUGCCACUGCCGAGAACCAGCAGGCCCUGGUGCGGGCGUUGCUACGGCCGUACGAGAACCGGGCCUGGGGCCAGAGUAACUGGCUGUUCCUGCGGUUCUGGCUCGGUCACGGCUUUGCGUACCGUGAAUCGAGGCCACCGUGCGUGUGGCAGGCGGGCAAAGAUCCGGCGGCCAGACGAUUGCUCGGCCUGUACCGGAGCCGCUCGAAGAGUGGACCGCACACCGGUUUGCUGCACCUGGUGGCGCCCGCCUGUCCUUCGGAGCACUUUCAGCACCUGAUCAGUGACACGCUCAGCCGGGACGAGCCGUUCUGCACGACGUUCCUGAACUCGGUGCUGUCGCAGCUGAACUGGGCGUUUUCGGAGUUCAUUCACAUUCUGCAGGAUAUACAGAACAUAUCGCAACGCGAGGAACAACUCGCCGUCGAGGCGAAGCAGCUGAAAAUCUGCUCGAUGUGCUUCGAGCUAACCGUUUCACUGAUGCGUGCGCUGGAAAUGAUUGUCACAAUCACACCGAGCCUAUUCCAGGACGCUUCCCGAGCGAACGGGGAGAUCAUUCUCGGCCGCAUCUGUCAGCUCGCGAUUCAGGUGCUGUCGCGCGUCACCGUUCCGCCCGGGUGCUUCCAGCACGUGAUGGACCUGUGCUUGCCGGAACUGAGCAACGUGACACACUUUGCGAUCAUCAGUGCCACGAUCGGGAUGCUGCUGGCGUUGAUGCGCCACGAACUCGGUGGUAGCUGCAUGGAUCUCAAGAUACCGCGCAUCACGAAGUAUCUGCUCACGGACACGAGCUUCCACAUAGCCAGCCUGGAGUACGCCCUGGGCGAGGUGAAAACUCCGAUCAGCAGCGGCCGCAAUGGAGAGGCAGCCCCACGGGGGAACUUUGACCCGAAGAUGCGAGCACACAUCGAUCCGCUGACGAACGAGGUACGGGUGCCGUCACCGUUCUCCACGCCGGGUCCAUCGCACGAGAUCAUUCCCGAUCCCCCGAUCAUCAAGUUUAACAUGGCCGACUACACCAGCCACGUUACGGAGGACGAGGUACGGCAAAUCGUGCAGCUGAUUAAGACGCUGCAGUUGCGCCAAACGUUACUCUCGGAAAUCACCGUCCUGUCGGAGGAUUCGCUGUGUCCGAUUUGCUACGCCAAGUCAAACUCGGCCGCGUUCGAACCGUGUCACCAUCAGUCUUGCGAGACGUGCAUCAUGCAGCAUCUGAUGAACAGCAAGCAGUGUUUCUAUUGCAAAAUUCUCAUCACACGCGUCACACGCCAAGACGGUGCAACUAUCUACGAGAACUGCUCCACGCCACCGGCCCCACCCGUCAGGCUGGUCACAACGGGCAUUACAACGCUCGUGAUUAAUCCGGAGGAAGCAGAAUCGGAUUCCACCAUUGACGAGGCCGUGGACGAAUUCGAUGGGCCAUCCGGGAGUGUGCCAUAA